UGGGGAUCAAUUUGGCGGGAAAUAUGCUUACAUCCCUGGGAUAUUAAAUUGACACAAGUAGAAAGAAAGAACCCUAGGAAAAUUUAUGAGGCCAAUUCUCUUUCCCUGCUAAAAUUCCUCAAUCGUGGCUACUCAAUCUUCCGAUUACACUCCUAGAAUCGACCAUUUUUAUUGUUCUAGUCAAGUUCCUUUUUUUCUUUUUCAUUGUAUUCGCAACCUCGGAUUCCGUCUCACUCUAUAACAAAAGGGACUUGGGAAAUGUCUGACGUUUUUGACGAUGAAGUUGAAGCUGAGCCCACGAUUUCGAUUGGGGAUUACCUGAAAUCAGUCGAAGAAGAGGAGUUGGAAGCAGAUUUAAUUCUGGGAGGUGAUGAGGGCAAGGAGUGUACCUACGGAAAAGGGUAUGUCAAAAGACAGGCAAUUUUCUCAUGUUUGACCUGCACACCUGAUGGGAAUGCUGGGGUCUGCACAGCGUGUUCCUUGGUUUGCCAUGAUGGCCAUGAGAUUCUGGAACUAUGGACCAAAAGAAAUUUCAGAUGUGACUGUGGAAAUUCAAAAUUCGGGGAGGUCUACUGCAAGCUUUUAGCCGGCAAAGAUGUAGAGAAUACAGAGAACAUGUACAACCACAAUUUCAAAGGUACUUACUGCACAUGUGAUCUGCCUUACCCCGAUCCUAAUGUUGAAGAACAAGUUGAGAUGAUUCAGUGUUGUAUUUGUGAGGAUUGGUUUCAUGAGGAGCAUAUCGGUCUUCAGUCUGGUGACAAGAUCCCAAGAGACGAGGAAGGCGAGCCACUUUAUGAGGAUUUCAUCUGCCAAGGGUGUUCAGUCAUCUGUUCUUUUCUUACUUGCUAUCCUCAAAUCAUUUCAGCAUCAGAUCCUUCAGAUACUGGGAAGGAAAAGGCAGUCGAAAACUCUGUUUUGAUAUCUUCAGACACACUUGAUGAAGACAGCUGCUCCAUUGGUUCUAGUUUAAGUAAUACAAAAUCUCAUACUGCUCCUGGAGAAGGUGAUGCAGAAGCUGUAAUUAAAGGAUGCAGUGAAGUUGCUGGCCCGAGCACCAAGUGUAUUAUUGGAGGCAUAAUCGAGAAUCUCCCAGAUACUGGGAAUAGCAAGCCCUUGUUUCUUUCAAAAGGUUGGAGAGAAAUCCUCUGUAGGUGUGGAAAGUGUUCGGACAUGUAUGCCCAGAGGCGAAUUAGCUUCUUGCUCGACAAAGAGGACUCGAUCGCUGAGUAUGAGAAAAUGGGACAGCAGAAAAGGAAUGAGAAUAUUCAGAAACUAGAGGGUGCUGAGUUAAACUUUAUGAACAAUCUGGGCCAUGUUGAGAAGAUGGAAAUACUAAGCGGAAUUGCUGACAUGAAGAAUGAGAUAUUCUCUUUCCUGGAAUCGUCAGACCCCUCGAAGCCUGUCACGACUGCUGAUGUCCAACAGCUUUUUGAGAAUCUUGCCAAGAAGAGAAAGCGUUCUGAUUAAGCUAUGAAGCUUAGUUAUGAAACUGGCAGUUUAAAUUUAUGACUCUGUAGUUGGUGUUUGGAGCAUAGUUUUGAUAUACUAUACUGUUUUAUGCAUCUGAAGUUCUCAACUUGUGUUGUAGAUUCGGUAUGUUAUCUUAACAGUUAAAUCAGAACCGUUUAUCUCUCUCACAGGAUCUUGUCAUUCCUUUAAAGGGUGUGGCAAUUUGAGUA
Molecule: messenger RNA, 1682 nt
Organism: Salvia splendens (bonfire salvia)
Lineage: Eukaryota; Viridiplantae; Streptophyta; Magnoliopsida; Lamiales; Lamiaceae
Product: putative E3 ubiquitin-protein ligase UBR7
Exons: 6
Coding region: 259-1470 (403 amino acids)
Cellular component (GO): cytoplasm
Molecular function (GO): zinc ion binding; ubiquitin protein ligase activity
Source: RefSeq, a predicted model, not a curated record